Molecule: messenger RNA, 354 nt
Organism: Prunus avium (sweet cherry)
Lineage: Eukaryota; Viridiplantae; Streptophyta; Magnoliopsida; Rosales; Rosaceae
Source: RefSeq, a predicted model, not a curated record
AUGGCGGGAAAGGAAGUUUUGAUCAAGGCCAUUGCCAUUGCUGUCCCAACUUAUCCUAUGAUGUGUUUUAAAUUCCCCAAGGUGGUGUGCAAUGAGAUCAGUAGCGAUAUUGUGAAAUUCUGGUGGGGAAAAUCAGAAGGCGGCAACGGCAUACACUGGAAAUCUUGGAAGGCUUUGUGUUUGGCGAAAGGAGAUGGGGGUCUUGGCUUUAGAGACCUUGCGGAAUUUAAUCUGGCUCUACUUUCCAAACAGAGUUGGAGAAUCAUCUCUACUCCUAAUGCCUUAUGGGUUCGAAUUCUAAAAGCGAGGUACUAUCCUGAUUGCGAGUUUAAGGAUGCUGGUUUGGGUCACUGA